Messenger RNA from Helobdella robusta, 1230 nucleotides. RefSeq lists its product as hypothetical. Gene Ontology annotation, molecular function: nucleic acid binding; zinc ion binding. The coding region runs from base 1 to 1230 and encodes 409 amino acids. The transcript has a single exon. Lineage: Eukaryota; Metazoa; Annelida; Clitellata; Rhynchobdellida; Glossiphoniidae. The record is from RefSeq and is a predicted model, not a curated record.
AUGUCAAAACUGUGUGGUUCGAACGUAGUUCAGCUACGAGAAGAACUACAGAAACGAAGCCUUGUCACAAGUGGCAACAAAGUACAAGUAGCACGUCUGAGAGAAGCUCUCUAUGACGAAGGUAAGAACCCAGACGAAUUCAAGUUUGAUGAUGCUGACGAAGACAAUGAAAUUAGCACAGGCACGUUUACAACCGCUAAAAUGAUGGAACUUCUGCUUAGUAUGUCAACUGAAAUGAAACAGAUCAAAGAACAAUCCGAACGACAGUCCGAACAGACAGAAGAGUUAAAACAACAGAUCAAGGAACAGUCCGAACGACAGACAGAGGAGUUAAAACAAAUCAAGGACCAGCUAAAACACGUAAAAUUGGAAGUGGCAGAACAGAUUGAAGAACAGUCAACAAGAAUAGAAAUGAUCGAGCAGAAACUUGAUCGUCAGACCGUUGAGGUAGAUCACAAGAUAGACAAAUUGAAGCGAGAAUUGGAGCAAUCCAAAAAAAUGGCCAUGCUGUUAGAUCACGCAUCCGGAAGAACUUUGAAGGUACCAGCAUUUGACGGAAAGAUGUCCUGGAACGUUUAUAAAACCCAGUUCGAAGCAGCGGCAACUAGUAACUGUUGGAACGGUAAAGAACGAGCAACAGCACUGAUACUGGCCCUGCGAGUUUCAGCAGCAGAGGUUCUUCAGACGAUUCCGGCGGAGAACCACUUCAACUAUGAAGUUCUGGUUAGCGCGUUGGAUUUACGUUAUGGUGAAGAACACAUGAAACAGAUUUAUCGGUCUCAGCUUAGAAACAGAACGCAACGAUUUGGCGAAUCCAUUCAGCGGCUGGCACAAGAUAUCGAACGGUUGACAUUGCUGUCGUAUCCGACAUCAGACCCCGAGCAUAGAGACGAAACUGCGCUGGAUACGUUUAUCAAAGCUCUUCGUGAUUCGGAACUCAAACAAUCCCUUCUCUUGUCAGAUAAACGAAAACUCAAGGAUGCCGUUGCGCACAGUCUCACUUUUGAAUCGGCAAAGCUAGCAUCAAAAAGUGACGUACGUCUACGCCAAGUACAUGAAGAAUGCUCUUGCCAGAAGGUGGUUGUGAAACGCGAGCCCCAACAGCCUGGUGUACCCCAAUGCUGGAUUUGUGGUGAAAAAGGCCACCUACGUCGUGAUUGUAAACACCGCCUAAAAGAUAACUACUGCCGAAAUUGCGCGACAAAAUGGCGCAAAAGAAGAGAAAACUAA